Brassica oleracea var. oleracea is the source of this 1768-nucleotide messenger RNA. RefSeq names its product probable polygalacturonase. The record is from RefSeq and is a predicted model, not a curated record. Gene Ontology annotation, molecular function: polygalacturonase activity. The transcript is spliced from 5 exons. Gene Ontology annotation, biological process: carbohydrate metabolic process. The coding region runs from base 125 to 1648 and encodes 507 amino acids. NCBI's taxonomy places the organism in Eukaryota, Viridiplantae, Streptophyta, Magnoliopsida, Brassicales, Brassicaceae.
AUACAGACUACUCAACCAGCGAAAGAUUCCUCCCCGAGAUCCUCUUUACGUUAAAUCCACUUAGAUCUCUCUCCCUCACAACCUCCAUGUGAAUCAAACAAACAAACAAACAAACAAACAAACCAUGGUGGAGACUCUCCUUCCCUCUCGCUUCCAAUCCCACCUCCAAAAACUCGACCCUAAGCGCCGCCUCCUCACUUCCACCAUCGCCUCCCACAAGACGCUCCUCUUCGCGUUCCUCUGGAUCGCCGCCUUCGCCUCCGUCUUCCUCUGGCAGCGACCUUCCUACAUCGGCGGCUACGUCGUCGGCCCCGUCGCCGGAGGGAGGUUCACGGUCUUCGGUAAGGUUAAACCGUUGCAGCCGGUGCCGAGGUUGAGGCCUGCGGUGUUCGAUUUGAAGGAGUUCGGAGGUGUCGGCGACGGGGUUGCGGUUAAUACGGAGGCGUUUGAGAGAGCGGUGGUGGAGAUCUCGAAGCUUGGCGGCGGUGGUGGAGGACAGUUGAAUGUGCCGCCUGGACGGUGGCUUACGGCGCCGUUUAAUCUCACUAGUCAUAUGACUCUGUUUCUCGCUGAGGAUUGUGAGAUUCUUGGAGUUGAGGACGAGAAGUUUUGGCCUUUAAUGCCGCCAUUACCUUCGUAUGGUUACGGUAGAGAGCGACCGGGACCUCGUUAUGGAAGCUUAAUCCACGGUCAAAACCUCAAAGACGUUGUUAUAACCGGUCAUAACGGGACGAUAAAUGGACAAGGGCAAUCGUGGUGGAAGAAGCAUCAAAGAAGACUUCUCAACAAUACAAGGGGACCUUUAGUUCAAAUUAUGUGGUCGAGUGACAUAGUUAUCGCUAACGUUACACUGCGUGACUCGCCGUUUUGGACUCUUCAUCCGUAUGACUGCAAAAACGUUACGAUAAGGAAUGUCACCAUCUUGGCUCCUGUCACCGGAGCACCAAACACCGAUGGGAUUGAUCCAGAUUCCUGUGAGGAUAUGGUGAUUGAGGAUUGUUACAUAAGCACCGGGGAUGAUGCCAUCGCCAUUAAGAGUGGUUGGGAUCAGUUUGGGAUUGCCUAUGGACGACCUUCUACAAACAUUCUUAUCCGUAAUCUCAUCGUCCGCUCUGUUAUCAGUGCUGGUGUAUCAAUCGGAAGUGAAAUGUCCGGUGGAAUAUCGAACGUGACGAUCGAGAAUCUCCUCAUCUGGAACUCACGCCGCGGAGUCAGAAUCAAGACGGCUCAGGGACGAGGCGGCUACAUCAAAAACAUAACAUACAAGAACGUAACACUAGACAAUGUACGAGUUGGAAUCGUGAUCAAAACGGAUUACAACGAGCAUGCGGACGAUAACUACGACCGGAAAGCGUAUCCUACACUUUCGGGGUUCAGUUUUUCAGGAAUCCACGGACAAGGAGUGCGAGUGCCGGUCCGAAUUCAUGGGAGCGAACAGAUUCCGGUUAGGAAUGUGACGUUUCGGGACAUGUCGGUUGGGUUAACGUACAAGAAGAAACAUAUAUUUCAGUGUUCGUUCGUGAAAGGACGAGUCAUUGGCUCGAUAUUCCCUCGGCCAUGUGAGAACUUUGAUGUUUACGACGAGGAAGGUCGUCUUGUUAAGCCUGCGACUGAGUCUACUGUGCCGGAUAUUGAUUACGACAUUUGAAUGUUUUUUAAAUUCACGGUCAUUUGUGUACAUAAACGUAAUUUUUGGGACCAAUGUGAAAGUUAUUUGUUACUCUUCAUCGCUUUUCUCUGUUAUAGAUGAUGCUUUGUAAUUUUAAUA